UGUAGAGCAAUGUGAGAAUGAGCUGAUAAAAGAUCUGAGUGUGCAGAACUGAUAACAGACCAUAUGUACAACUGGACACAGGGGGAACAAAUAAAGUGUGAUUAAACAAACUAAACAAGACUGCAGUGCACCCUAAAGCUGAGACCACUAAAGCGAAAGUGUGGUGGGCAGCAAAUGGGUCUGACUCAGAAUGAAACUCUAGUCUUCCUGCAUUCCUGCGCAGUCUCUGUGGAGAACAGCUGCAGUGAUGGAUGCAAAAGAAGGUGAUUGUAAUAAGGGUCAACCUCAGUCCAGCAAUACAGCAGGAUUUAAUUUUGGAAAUAAACCGAAAUACCUCACAAUUGUAGCUGGAGAGACCCUGAAUUCUCACAAGGACUUCAAUAAACGUCUUCAGAGAGAAGUAUCAGGUUUGCAAGAGGUGUCGGAAAAGAAGGAGUGUGAUGUCAUUCUGCUUUUCUGUCCUGUUGUUUCACGUGCUGGAACUGACAUUAAAGCAGCUCUGAAAAAGCUUCAUAAUAUUCCAGACUCCAAGCCUGCUGUUCUAGUGGUGCUCCAUCACACAUUUGAGCCAGAGUGCACUGUACCAGACAGCAGCAGAGCUGUAACCAGAGAGAAAACACUCACAGUGGACUGUCUGUUCUAUGAGGAUAAAGGACUGCUGCAGUGCAGGAAGAAUGAUGAAGCAAUAGAGCAGGUUAAAAAGUGGAUCAAACCUCAGGUGCAAGGAAAGGGAAUGGCAAUUAAUAUACUAGUUCAAGGCUUUGCAGGUGGUUUCCCUGAUUUGGGAAUACUGCGAAGGUUCAGGGGAUCUCAAGAUAAUCAUUCACAACAGCCAAUUGCAGCAUCUGGAGCCCAGAUGAACUCAACAACACCUAGAAGUGAAGCAACAAGUGAAUUUAAUUUUGAUGCCUUCAUUGAAGAAAAUGAGAAAAUGCAGCAACUGAGAGAAAAAAUUGAAGAAGAAGAAAACAAACUGAUGAACAUGAGUAGGGGAAAAAGUCAUGCUGCGGCUUGGUGGUCAAAUGUCUAGCUCCAAUUCCAGUGGUCCUGGGUUCAAAUCCCAGGUUUGCACAUGAGAAGUGUGUUGGUACAAGCAUAUUUCUUGUUCAGCUGGUGAUUUAAUGCCAUGUUUGCCAUAUUUCAUUGCAUUAACUUGAACAGUAACAUUUUACCUGAUCACUAGAUGGGCCUCAUUUGAGGUUAAUUUUGCUUGGACCCCCGAAUUGCCACUUACAGCUGUGUUUGUAUGUGUUGUUUGUGCUCCAGAUUUCUCGGAAAUGAUUCUUGCAUCUGAACUGAGGCUGGUGCUAGUGGGGAGGACUGGGUCUGAAGCAGAAAACAUAA
This is a messenger RNA of Colossoma macropomum (tambaqui), 1344 nucleotides long. RefSeq lists its product as uncharacterized. The coding region runs from base 248 to 1030 and encodes 260 amino acids. Lineage: Eukaryota; Metazoa; Chordata; Actinopteri; Characiformes; Serrasalmidae. The transcript has 9 exons. The record is from RefSeq and is a predicted model, not a curated record.